UAGCAGUCGAACUAGAAGGAACAGUAGUGACUUUAAGGGUAGCAGCAGAGACGCCAGAGAUAGACGUGCUAGAACGAUAAGACCGAGACACGCCACGACAAGAUGGGACCACUAGACGCUUCCGUAUCGACCACGAGAAAAAACCACAGGCGGACAAUGACCGGGUUCACGCCAACGGAGAUCAAGAACAUUGAUGCCGCAAUUCCGAUGAAGUGCCGGAACGCAUGGGCAAGCCACGGGGUGAAGGCCUUCAACACGGCAGAUGAGUUGGAGACAAGGUUCAUUAACCACGUGGAGACGACCCUUGCGAGAUCAAUGUACAACUGCGACGACUUGGCAGCAUACCAGGCGCUUUCGAGCUCACUCCGGGACAAGUUGAUUUUGCAAUGGAACAAGACACAGCAAUUGUACACGAUCCGGGAGAGCAAACGGCUUUACUACUUGUCGUUGGAAUUCCUAAUGGGCCGGGCGUUAGACAACGCCAUGAUCAAUCUCGACCUGAAGGAUGUGUGCAACAAGAGUGUCGACGAGUUGGGUUUCAAUCUUGAGGACAUCAUUGAGGUCGAGCCGGACGCUGGUUUGGGAAACGGUGGUUUGGGCCGUUUGGCAGCGUGCUUUGUAGACUCUCUAGCGACGUGCAAUUACCCUGGCUGGGGGUACGGCUUGCGCUACAACUACGGCAUCUUUGCGCAGAAGAUCAUCAAUGGCUACCAGAUUGAAGCACCGGACUACUGGUUGAAGUUCGGAAACCCAUGGGAGAUCCCGAGACUCGAGAUCCAAAUUCCGGUCGACUUCUACGGCUCAGUCAAUACCGUCACCGACCCGAAAACUGGCAAGGAGAAGAAGCAGUGGUCCGGCAACGAGCGAGUCUUGGCAAUUGCCUACGACUUCCCCAUUCCAGGUUUCCGAACCAACAACGUCAAUAACUUGCGGUUGUGGUCUUCCCAGCCCACCGCGGAGUUUGACUUCCAGAAGUUCAAUGAGGGGGACUAUGACGACUCUGUUGCCGAGCAGCAGAGGGCAGAAUCCAUCACCGCUGUCUUAUACCCUAACGACAAUUUCUACCAGGGCAAGGAGUUGCGUUUGAAGCAGCAAUACUUCUGGGUGGCAGCCAGUUUGCAUGACAUAGUGAGACGGUUCCUGAAGACAAACAAGGCGUGGUCCGAGUUUCCAGACCAGGUCGCCAUCCAGUUGAACGACACCCACCCAACCAUGGCUAUUGUUGAAUUACAGAGAAUCUUGGUCGACAUUGAGGGAGUUGAGUGGAACGAGGCUUGGGACAUCGUCACCAGGACGUUCAGCUACACCAAUCACACAGUCAUGCAGGAAGCCUUGGAAAAAUGGCCGGUUGACUUGCUUGGCAAUCUCUUGCCAAGACAUCUUGAAAUCAUCUAUGACAUCAACUUGUUUUUCCUUCAGAAGGUUGAGAAGCAGUUCCCUGCCGACAGGGGCUUGCUAAGUAGAGUCUCCAUAGUGGAAGAGUCUAACCCAAAGAACUUGAGAAUGGCCUACUUAGCUAUCAUCGGGUCACACAAGGUCAACGGUGUGGCAGAAUUACACUCGGAGCUUAUUAGAAAGACCAUCUUCAAAGAUUUUGUCAAUAUCUACGGUGCCCAAAAGUUCAUCAACGUCACCAACGGUAUCACCUUCAGGAGAUGGUUGAGACAGGCAAACCCAGAUUUGAGUAGUUUGAUCAGUAAAAAACUAGGCUCUGAUGAGUUCUUGACCUCUCCAGUUCAGUUGAAGAAGCUUGAAGCAUUUGCUGACGAUAAAGCAUUUCUUGCCGAAUGGGACGGCGUCAAAUUAAAGAACAAGAAGAGAUUGGCCGCACUUAUCAAAAAGCUCACAAAUGUUGAUGUCAAUCCUUCCAAUAUGUUUGAUGUUCAGGUCAAACGUAUCCACGAAUAUAAACGGCAACAAAUGAACAUCUUCGGUAUCAUCUGGCGUUAUCUUCAAAUCAAGCAGACUCCGGCAGAAAAGCGCAACAAGUGGUUGUCUAAAGUUUGCAUCAUUGGUGGUAAGGCAGCUCCUGGCUACUACGCCGCAAAGAAAAUUAUCAAGCUUAUAAACGCUGUUGGAGAAGCUGUCAAUAAUGAUCCGGAUGUUGGGGAUUUGUUGAAGGUCGUUUUCAUACCUGAUUAUAACGUCUCAAAGGCAGAAGUCAUCUGUCCAGCAAGUGAUAUCUCAGAGCAUAUAUCCACCGCCGGCACCGAAGCCUCCGGUACAUCGAACAUGAAGUUUGUUCUCAAUGGAGGCUUAAUUCUCGGCACUGUUGACGGUGCUAAUGUUGAAAUCACCAGAGAGGUUGGCGAGGACCAAAUCUUCUUGUUCGGCAACCUCGCCGAGGACGUCGAAGACUUGCGUUACGAUCAUCAUCUGGGAAGAAUUGACAUUCCAGAUGCUCUUAAGCUUGUCUUUUCCGAGUUGGAGAAGGGCACUUUCGGUAAUUAUGAUGAGUAUCGUGAGUUGGUUGACUCAGUCAGGGUCCACGGUGACCACUAUUUGGUUUCUGAUGAUUUUGAAAGCUAUCUCGAGGCACAGAGCACCAUUGAUGCAGAGUUCAUCAACCGUGACAACUGGCUCAAGAAGAGUGUCUUGUGUGUUGCCAACAUGGGCUUCUUCUCUUCCGACCGUUGUAUCGAAGAAUAUUCAGAGAAUAUUUGGAACAUUGAACCUAUUGGGGAGCAAGUUUGACAUACGCUGUCAAACACUUUCAUGGGGGGACUCAGUUAUGUACCGUUUCCCCAAUAUAGUGUACUUUCUUUUUGUCUUUCGUUAAACUUUAUUUUCAUAAUUCUAUAGUUGAUUACAUGUUUCUUAUUAUACAGUCGAUGGAGGGUUACUAGUAAAGAGUUUGGUGUGGGCGAGCAAGCGCCUAGG
Molecule: messenger RNA, 2880 nt
Organism: Pichia membranifaciens NRRL Y-2026
Lineage: Eukaryota; Fungi; Ascomycota; Pichiomycetes; Pichiales; Pichiaceae
Exons: 1
Coding region: 103-2694 (863 amino acids)
Biological process (GO): glycogen catabolic process
Cellular component (GO): cytoplasm
Molecular function (GO): glycogen phosphorylase activity; pyridoxal phosphate binding
Source: RefSeq, a predicted model, not a curated record